Molecule: messenger RNA, 5582 nt
Organism: Melanotaenia boesemani (Boeseman's rainbowfish)
Lineage: Eukaryota; Metazoa; Chordata; Actinopteri; Atheriniformes; Melanotaeniidae
Product: focal adhesion kinase 1-like
Exons: 36
Coding region: 307-3606 (1099 amino acids)
Biological process (GO): protein phosphorylation; signal complex assembly
Cellular component (GO): focal adhesion; cytoskeleton
Molecular function (GO): protein tyrosine kinase activity; ATP binding
Source: RefSeq, a predicted model, not a curated record
CCAUGUUGGAAAAAAUCAGGCUCCUCCAGCAGCAGCAGCAGCGCUAACAGCUACCGUCAGUGGACACCUACAACCGGGCACGGCGCUGUUGUGGACAAAAACAGACAGGGUGAGGGAUUCAAGUACCGAACCGGUCCAGAUAUCUGCGGGUAUAAUACUAAAAUUCACACCGAGCGAGUGGAUAAGGUGUGCGGUUUCGGAGAGAAGGUGCGGCCAGACUUCAGGGCUGUAGCGGAUAUUUCCAGAAUAUCUUACUACGCCGAAUAUGACAGCCAGUUAGCCCCAGCAGGACCGCCUGAGUCAGGAAUGGCCUCGUCUUCCUACCUGGAGCCCAGUCUCAAUCACUCCACAGCAGGUGGUUGUGGGGUUAAAUCUCGGCCUGGAAUGCCUGGGGGUCCCAGCACUAGUGGCCCUGCUGGAGGACUGGAGCGGCCCCCAGGCUCUAUGGACCGGGUUCUUAAGAUCUUCCAUUACUUUGAGACAAAUAGUGAACCUUGCACGUGGGCGAGUAAUAUCAGGCAUGGAGAUGCUACAGAUGUCAGGGGUGUCAUCCAGAAGAUAGCCGAGAUCCACAAACUGCGCUGCGUGUCCUCUCUGGGCCUCAGGCUGACCCAUUUACACUCUGAUGCUCUCCACUGGUUACACCCUGAUUUGGGCGUGUCUCAUGUGAGAGAGAAAUAUGAGAAACAACAUCCCCAAGAGGAGUGGAGGUAUGAGUUGCGGAUACGGUACCUUCCUAAAGGUUAUCUCAGCCAUUUCUCUGAAGACAAACCCUCUCUCAACUACCUCUAUCACCAGGUGAAAAGUGACUAUAUGCAACAUAUAGCUGACCAGGUGGAUCAAGAUGCUGCACUGAAACUAGGCUGUUUGGAAAUAAGGAGGUUCUUCCGAGAGAUGCCAGGCAAUGCGCUGGAUAAGAAGUCCAACUAUGAGCUACUUGAGAAAGACGUGGGUUUGAGAAGGUUCUUCCCUAAAAGUCUGUUGGACUCCCUGAAGGCAAAGACUCUUCGUAAGCAGAUCCAGCAGACUUUUAAGCAGUUUGCUAACCUCAAUGAUGAGCAGAGCAUCCAUAAGUUCUUUGAGAUACUCUCUCCCAUCUAUCGCUUCGACAAGGAGUGCUUCAAAUGCGCUUUAGGGUCUAGUUGGGUAAUAUCGGUAGAGUUAGCGAUUGGACCAGAGGAAGGAAUCAGCUACCUCACAGACAAGGGCUCGACACCUACACAUUUAGCUAAUUUUAAUCAAGUCCAGUCCAUCCAAUACUCUGCUUUGGAGGAGAAAGAUAGGAAAGGGAUGCUGCAGCUUAACGUGGCUGGAGCACCAGAGCCCCUCACAGUCACUACAGCAUUGCUGACUACAGCAGAAAACAUGGCCGACUUGAUUGACGGCUACUGUCGACUCGUCUCCUCAGUUAGUCACUCCUUCAUUGUCAGAGUUCACAAAGAGGGUGAUAGAGCCCUUCCUUCUAUACCAAAAGUUUCAAAUCACGAGAAGCGGAUGGAGAAACGGAUGGAUGGAGUACGAACCCGAGCUGUUUGUGUGUCAGGUCACAUUAGUGGCGAUGAAACAGACGACUAUGCUGAGAUCAUAGAUGAGGAGGACACCUACACCAUGCCUUCAAAAUACUAUGGACUAGAUCAAGCACGGGACUAUGAAAUUCAGCGGGAUCGUAUUGAGUUGGGACGCUGCAUUGGUGAGGGUCAGUUUGGAGACGUCCACCAAGGAGUUUACAUCAGCCCGGAGAAUCCAGCUCUGUCUGUAGCUGUGAAGACGUGUAAAAACUCGACAUCAGACAGCGUCAGGGAAAAAUUUCUCCAGGAAGCAUUGACCAUGCGUCAGUUCGACCAUCCUCACAUUGUGAAGCUGAUGGGAGUCAUCACUGAGAAUCCGGUGUGGAUCAUCAUGGAGCUUUGCACACUGGGAGAGUUACGGUCAUUUCUACAGAUUAGGAAAUACAGCCUCGACCUGGCUACUCUCAUCUUGUACUCUCACCAGCUCAGCACUGCACUUGCAUAUCUGGAGAGCAAACGCUUCGUGCACAGAGACAUCGCAGCACGAAAUGUGUUGGUUUCUACAGUUGACUGUGUAAAGUUGGGAGACUUUGGUCUAUCAAGAUACAUGGAAGAUAGCUCAUAUUACAAAGCAUCAAAAGGUAAAUUGCCUAUUAAAUGGAUGGCUCCAGAGUCCAUCAACUUCAGACGAUUUACUACAGCCAGUGAUGUCUGGAUGUUUGGCGUCUGCAUGUGGGAAAUUCUGAUGUUUGGCAUCAAGCCUUUCCAGGGUGUGAAGAACAACGAUGUCAUUGGUAGGAUAGAGAACGGCGAGCGACUGGCUAUGCCCCCUCAGUGUCCUCCUACUCUCUACAGCCUAAUGACGAAGUGUUGGUCGUAUGAUCCCAGCAAGAGGCCGCGCUUCAAUGAACUUAAAACACAACUCAGCACAAUAUUAGAGGAGGAGAAGGUCCAGCAGAAAGAGAGGAACAGGAUGGAGAUGAGGAGACAGGUCACUGUUUCCUGGGACUCUGGAGGGUCUGAUGAAGCACCACCAAAACCGAGUAGGCCGGGGUAUCCCAGUCCUCGCUCCAGUGAAGGUUUCUAUCCCAGUCCCCAGCAUCCUGGACACUACCAGAUGGCAGGGUAUCCAGGCCCCCACACCCUCCCCUCGGUGCCCAGCGCCUUGUACCCACCACAAGCUGCUGUACUGGACACACACCAUGCACACACGCACCCUCGUCACCACGUGCACGCACAUUCACAUGCGCAGCACCUUCCCCAACCACAUGGACCAGACAUGGCACUGUGGGGCUCUGUAAUGGAGGACGUGGCAGUAGACAUGCAGCAGUGUGUAGGCCAGCAGGGUCUGUUAAUGGAGGAACAACUGAUGAUACAACAGCAUCAGAUGGAGGAAGAUCAGAGGUGGCUGGAAGAGGAGGAGAGGCUGCUGAAACCAGACACAAGAAGCUCUAGAGGGAGUCUGGACAGAGAAGAGAGUGGACUCCAACCCCCGACAGGAAACCAGCACAUAUACCAGCCCGUCGGAAAAACAGAGCAUGCGGCCCCUCCAAAGAAACCACCUCGACCCGGGGCCCAGAGUCAAAUGGGGAGUCUGGCUUGUCUAAAUACUGGAGACAGCUACAAUGAUGGAGUGAAGCCCUGGCGGUUACAGCCUCAGGAGAUAAGCCCCCCUCCCACCGCCAAUCUGGAUCGCUCGAAUGACAAAGUGUACGAGAACGUGACAGGAUUGGUCAAAGCUGUGAUUGAGAUGUCAAGUAAGAUUCAGCCAGCACCUCCAGAGGAAUACGUACCCAUGGUCAAGGAUGUGGGUCUGGCACUGAGGACGCUGUUGGCCACAGUAGAUGAGACACUACCUCAACUUCCACCCAGUACACAUAGAGAGAUCGAGAUGGCACAAAAGUUGUUGAACUCUGACUUGGCAGAGCUGAUUGGGAAGAUGAAGUUAGCCCAACAAUAUGUGAUGACCAGUCUCCAGCAGGACUACAAGAAGCAGAUGUUGACAGCGGCUCACGCUCUUGCUGUUGAUGCUAAGAACCUUCUGGAUGUCAUCGAUCAAUCCCGUCUCAAGAUGAUGGCCCACUCCCGCCCACACUAGCCCCACGCCAACUGAGCUUACCAACAGGAGCCUCAGCACCUCUAUGGCAUCUGUUUGUGGCGGAGAACUGCAGACUCCUGGAUUAGUGACAUCAGUCCUGAAAUGUGAGAGUUGAUGGAUACAACUGCUUUACACUGAUGGGGAGAACGCUGACUCCUCUGUUGUGAUCACACCCCAGGAAAAAUCAUUAUAUGUUGAAUCCUUCGUUAGCCUGAGAUUAAAUUCUCAACCACUGUGACUUUCCCAAAACAAGAACAGAGCAAAAACGCUUCCUAAAUCAGAGACUUGGCAGCUUUACUCUCUUUGGACUGGACUACAGUGAUGAGAGGAGAUACAACAGAGAGGAUGACAGGAUUUGAUUUUUUUUUUCUUUUUUUUUAACUCUGGAUCUGGAGGAUUGACACGUGUAAAAAUGUCUGACAGUAUCUGACAUGGGAGCUGUUUGAACUUUUGCUGCUGGCAUCGGAUGUCUCUGUGGAGUCCAUGGAUGGAUCUGAAACAUAUCUUUAUGAAACUUCACAGUGCGAGUGGACUUCUGCCAGCAGGCAUGUUGGUGUGCUCGUCGACUUAGAUCAUAUGUUUUCGCCUGUGGUUGAGAACUCUCCUCUCAGUUGAAUCAAACUAGAUGUUUUCUAUUUGGUUUUGGUCACGUGUGAUGCUGUGAGUGGACACAUUGAGACGACAGCGCUCAGUGAAGACAGGCUUGGUUUGCGUCUGGAAAAGCAGCCUUCCACCCUUUAUGUCUCCUGCUUUGUCCCUCCUCCAUCUGCUCCUGUGCUCCCUCCGUCUCACCAGCUUUUAUUUAUAAACUCAAAUUACAGAGGAGACGGAGGGAGGAACGGAAAUGGCGGAUUAAAACUUCAGGACAGUCUAGCACCACUCUACUGCUUGGAGAAAGAGCACAUUAUCCUCUUCUUUCUUCUCUAUUUCACUCACUUUUCCUUCUCAGUGGUCGUUUCUUCCUGCGGUCUUCCUCAGCUCCUCUCCGAGCAGGUUUUAAAUACUCCAAAUGUGAAGAAUUCAAAUCUGUCUGGGUAAACACUACAGGCAGAAAACCUCCUACUUCCCAUCUUUACUGGCUGGCUCCGUGUUUUUUGUGUUUUAGCUGUCACGAUCUUCUUCCACUAAAAACUGUUUGCAACUUGGAAUACAAGCAGAUACUCAGUCCCAGCAAAGGCUAAUCUGCAUAAAUGGGGGAAAAUAUAGAAGAAGAAGACCACGUAGAGGUCUGGAAUCACACUUUUAUGGGUCUAAUGACUCAACAGUUUCACACAAACUUUAUUUCCUAGAGACACAAAUAAACCUCACACCUGGAACCGUUGUCAGUCCCUGUCUAUGUCAGAUGAGACACUUUCAAUAUGUCCCUCCUAACAAAAGUCUCCAGGCAAACAAACACGCAUUAAAUGUGGAGCCCCGCGACUGGAACUUGUCUUGUGGACACACACAAAAACAAAAAACAAACACGUAAAAAACCAAACAAAUAAUAACACUGAGCUGAAAGUACAGCAAAUCACAGAUCUUUGUUAAUAAUAAUCCCACAGUGAGUAUGACAUACUACUAAUAUGAAACAUACUGGUGACUGUACUGGUAUAGCAUGACAUACUGGUAUGGAGAAGAGCAUAUUUGCACAGCACCAAAACACCCCACAUCCUAACUUUUUAAUUCUAUUUUACCCAGAUGUGAUUUCCAUGUUUAACCAGCAACAAAACUAUCAAAUGUCUGGGUGUUAUAAGGAUUAAAAUGUUAAAAAAAAAUUAAGAAUAUACACACAUAAAAAAAAACCAAUCUAUUUUAUGUCAAUGUUGUUGCGUAAAUGCUCAUGUUGGUAUAUUGUAAGCUAUACUGGUGUGUAUCACUGGUAAAUUGUACAGAACUCGUACUAGUAAACACUGGUUUUUAUUUUGUCUUCUUGGCUCAAUCAGCCAUCUUGUCAAAUAGGAUGAAAAAACAAUGAAAUAAAAUUAUGUUGAAAUGUU